ACUCAUCGCCACCGCCCACACUGUGCUGAGUGAGCUCUGGCCAUGCUGCCUGAGGUCCUGGCACAGAAGGAGCAGCACGCAGAGAGAUGGCAGCUGGAGACCCCCACCUCACCAGCCCUGCCCUGGGCUGUGGAGAAUCCCCCAACACGGUGGGCUAUGGCUUGCACCCCAGAUCUGCCACCAACAUGCCAGGAGAGAUGGACAGGCCACUGAUCAGCCACCACCUGGUGGAGAGCAAUAGCAGCCUUGCCGAGGUCCCCAAUCAGGCCUUCAAAGUGGGCAUCCUGGGCAGUGGGGACUUCGCCCGCUCCCUGGCCACACGCCUGGUGGGCUCCAGGUUCAGCGUGGUGGUGGGGAGCCGCCACCCCAAACGCAUAGCUGGGCUGUUCCCCUCGGGGGCCCAGGUGACCUUCCAGGAGGAGGCGGUGAGCUCCCCUGACAUCAUCUUCGUGGCCGUGUUCCGCGAGCACUACCCCACGCUGUGUGGCCUCAGUGACCAGCUGGCUGGCAAAAUUCUUGUGGACGUGAGCAACCCCACCGAGCAUGAACACCUCCAGCACCGCGAGUCCAAUGCGGAAUACCUGGCUUCCCUCUUCCCCACCUGCACAGUGGUCAAGGCCUUCAAUGUCAUCUCCGCCUGGACCCUGCAGGCUGGCCCAAGGGACGGGAACAGGCAGGUGCCCAUCUGCAGCGACCAGCAGGAAGCUAAGCACAAGGUCUCGGAGCUGGCGCGCGCCAUGGGCUUCACUCCGGUGGACAUGGGCUCCCUGGCAUCGGCCCGGGAGGUGGAGGCCAUGCCCCUGCGCCUCUUCCCUGGCUGGAAGGUCCCAGUCCUCCUGGCCCUGGGACUUUUCGUCUGCUUCUACGCCUACAACUUCGUCCGAGACGUGCUGCAGCCCUACGUGCGGGAGGGCAAGAACAAGUUCUACAAGCUGCCCGUGUCGGUGGUCAACAUGACGCUGCCGUGCGUGGCCUACGUGCUGCUGUCGCUGGUGUACCUGCCCGGCGUGCUGGCGGCCGCCCUGCAGCUGCAGCGCGGCACCAAGUACCGCCGCUUCCCGGACUGGCUGGACCACUGGCUGCAGCACCGCAAGCAGAUCGGCCUGCUCAGCUUCUUCUGCGCCGCCCUGCACGCGCUCUACAGCUUCUGCCUGCCGCUGAGCCGCUCCCACCGCUACGACCUCGUCAACCUUGCUGUCAAGCAGGUCUUGGCUAACAAGAGUCACCUGUGGAUCGAGGAGGAAGUCUGGCGGAUGGAGAUAUACCUCUCUCUGGGAAUCCUGGCCCUCGGCACGCUGUCCCUGCUGGCUGUCACCUCGCUGCCGUCCAUCACAAACUCGCUUAGUUGGCGGGAGUUCAGCUUUGUUCAGUCCACGCUGGGCUUCGUGGCCCUGGUGCUAAGCACGCUGCACACCCUCACCUACGGCUGGACGCGCGCCUUCGAGGAGAGCCGCUACAAGUUCUACCUGCCCCCCACCUUUACGCUCACGCUGCUGGUGCCCUGCGUCGUCAUCAUGGCCAAAGGCCUGUUCCUCCUGCCGUGCUUCCGACGCAGACUCGUCCAGAUCCGCAGGGGCUGGGAGAGAGACGGCGCCCUCAAGUGCGCGCUGCCAGAGGACUGCGCCCUGGCGGAGAAGUGCAGCCACGUGUGAGGCCUGCGCGCUGGGAACCGUGCGCUCCGUGGGGAGGGCUUCCUGUCUUAACUACGCAUAUGGUGUAAUUAUGCGCAGGUUGGUGAUGUGAGGUCCGGAUCCCUGGGACCAUGUUUUAAGCAGUAAUAUCCAGAAUAAUAUGCACACGUGCGUAUAAUAUAUAUGUACAUAUAUUUCGUAUAUAUAACGGGAUCUGCGAUUGUAAUUACAAAGGUAAAAAAGCUGAGUCCUUGGGAGUUUGACUUGUACAUUUAAAAGCAAGUAGCAGAUUUUAGGAGAAGAGAAAACCGCCGACACUCUUGUGACGUUUGCAGGGAUGUGCACACCCUUUUUGCACAAGAAGAGGCAGGGAGAGGCCUGUACCUUGGCAGAUUGGACUUGUGCCCCCCACCCCCUACCCCCUCCACUUUUGCUACUUUCCCAAGGCUCUUACGGAGCUGGGCUCUAAGGUGGUGUUUGUGGAAGGCACUGCUGCUUCUCCCCGGAGCAGAUUCAAAGUUUCAAGAGAUGCCAGUGAGCAGGGGGCCAGGUUCCUCCAAGCCCACCUUUGGGGAGGAGGCACCUCCUUUGGGAGGGGCCCCAACAGGAGUGAAUCCGGGGUCUGCACGCGGCCAGCUGCCUGAAGGUCCAUUCUUUGCUGGGUGGGGGUGGGGUGGAAAUAGGGU
Choloepus didactylus (southern two-toed sloth) is the source of this 2317-nucleotide messenger RNA. It is a transcript of the gene STEAP3, whose product is annotated as STEAP3 metalloreductase. The transcript has 5 exons. The record is from RefSeq and is a predicted model, not a curated record. Bases 87 to 1652 code for a protein of 521 amino acids. Gene Ontology annotation, biological process: copper ion import. Gene Ontology annotation, molecular function: ferric-chelate reductase (NADPH) activity; cupric reductase (NADH) activity. Gene Ontology annotation, cellular component: endosome; plasma membrane. Lineage: Eukaryota; Metazoa; Chordata; Mammalia; Pilosa; Megalonychidae.